GCCUGUUAAGAAGCCUGCUUGGUGAGAGGGGGCGUUGAUUGGCCAGGGGCUUCCAGGGGCUGGAUCACCUUGCAGCAAGAAUGCAUGCAGUAGUCAGCCCAACGGACAACCAGAGAAGGCUGCAACCAUUUUCCAUUCAAAUACAUCUCAUCCUUACUCUGCUCUCAAACCCUUUCGUAAUGCUCUAACUGUUCAUCAGAAUCUGGUCUACGAAAUCUUUUGCCAGCCACGCUGCUAAAAAUGGAAGGCUACCCUCAACUCGCCAGCCUUAUGGGCACAUACCCAAUCCUGAGCAUCUAUCGGCGCUUCUCCGUCCUUAACGCCCGCAACCUUCUUUAUUUGCAGGCCGAACUUGUAGAUCUCGAACAGCAGUUGAAAGACUAUACUUUAGAAGAUAUCCAGUCCGGGGAUAGGGAACGGAAGCUGCACGCGCGAAACUGGUAUUUCCUGAGCCGAGUUCCAGAUGGCGGCGUGUCAUGUGCUCAGUGGUAUACCAUGCUUGCCAUCAGGGGGAAAUUAAAGGAGUACAACGAGUGCCUCCUGCAGCAGCGGCAACUCGCCGCCUUCUCGGCCCCCGAUCCCGGCAACCUCGCCUUCCUCAACUCCUGGCUCGCCGACCCCCGUCAAGGAAACCACACCCUCGAAGGCCUCGGCGGGAACCUCUGGCGCGACGACCCGAAGGACCUGCUCGUCGUUGCCCCCAACUUGGUCAACGAUUCCUUCGCGCGGCUCGUGCAGAAUCGCCUGCUGCAAUACUACCACAACAUCAUCAAUGUGCGGUUCAAAGCUCCUUCGGAUGUGGAGAGGCAGCUGUAUCAUUACCAAGAGGAGACGGUGCUGCGACUAGCGGACACGAUCGGGACGGUCGUUUCGGCGCUCUUGCCGAUCCUGGCUGUCGUUGUGCUAUACUGCGUGCAGAACAUGUGGGCGCGGCUAGGUCUCGUGGCGUUGUUCACGGUGCUGUUCUCGCUGGUGUUGAGUUGGGUGGCGACGGGGAAGAGGAUUGAGGUUUUUGCUGCUACUGCUGCGUUCGCGAGUGUACAAGUCGUGUUUGUGGGAAGCACUGCGGUUUAGUGCAUUUUAUGGCUGUGGUUUGAAGGUUGAAGAGAUGUGAUGAUUCUGCUAAAGGAGUAAGUUUAAAAGGGGUUUGAAAGUAAGCUUUAGUAUAAAGAAAGGUACGAACAUUGCGUUGAACUGCCUAGCAGUAUGCAGUGAUGGUGACGCAUUAAUUUGAUACGAACUGUGG
Messenger RNA from Hyaloscypha bicolor E, 1246 nucleotides. RefSeq lists its product as uncharacterized. The transcript has 3 exons. NCBI's taxonomy places the organism in Eukaryota, Fungi, Ascomycota, Leotiomycetes, Helotiales, Hyaloscyphaceae. The coding region runs from base 241 to 1074 and encodes 277 amino acids. The record is from RefSeq and is a predicted model, not a curated record.